This is a messenger RNA of Dermacentor albipictus, 11037 nucleotides long. RefSeq names its product membrane-associated guanylate kinase, WW and PDZ domain-containing protein 1-like. Gene Ontology annotation, molecular function: protein binding. Gene Ontology annotation, biological process: signal transduction. The record is from RefSeq and is a predicted model, not a curated record. Lineage: Eukaryota; Metazoa; Arthropoda; Arachnida; Ixodida; Ixodidae. Gene Ontology annotation, cellular component: cytoplasm.
CGGCCGUAAGUAGAGCGCGACGCCGCCAAAUCGCCUACUGUAUGUUCCUCACCGCGCGACCCAAGAGUCAUUUUGUCGUCGCCUUGGCCGCCUGCAUCGAGACGGGGCGAAAAUGCGACGCGGUUAUAAAAAUCUCGCACGCGGUUUGAGGUCAAGGACCGCGAAUGGCACAUGCUGACCGGCGGCGGAGCGUAGUAAGUACGCCAAGCUUCGAAGCAACCGUGCGUCGGUGGCGGUGAUUUUACGACGUGGCACGCGUCUCGCCGCGGGAAAGCGGCGCGUUCAAAUGUCAGACGGGAGAAACGAUGUCAUUGUCGAGCGACGCAUCCUCUUUCCUUUCGCCGUAGCCGCGACACGAAACGGUGCGAAAUAAAGCCCCCACUACACACGCCGCCGCACAUCGCCGAGCACGGGAGCCGGAGCCGACGACGGAACGGACGGAAAACGUUACGGCGCAUGCGCAGGAGCGGCGCGCCUGCUUUUCCGGACGGGGAAAUCUGAGUGUCCGGUUUGUUUAUGUAGACCCGAGUGAUGGAAUUCUUUCUUUUUUGGUCGGUGCCACUCGGAAUUGGAUGAAGAUCACUUUCGACGGGAUCGCCGAACGACCCGCGCGUUGUCCGGCGACAGCACCGGUGCUUGGUUUUGAUGUGUGUUGACGCCAGAGAGCAUGAGACGCGGAGACGGUGCUCGUUUCGACAUUAGGCCUAGCGCCUCGCUGUGUUGUGCCCCGGAGAAAUACUACGAGUGUGCGCCGUCACCGCCGUCGAAAUGAUGUCCAAGCAGGAGUCAAAGUCACACACAGGCCCGAACCAAGUCAGAAAGGAGUACAGCUCGUGGAGCCAGGCCAUCUACGACGCGGUGCUGACCGCCGAUGACAACGGAAAUUUGAACUUGACCGUCGACGGUGGCUCCGACCGGGGCGAGUUCGCUUACUUCAGUUGUGUUAAUUUCGAUAAAGUGAAUUUCCUGAGCGGCCGAAUCGAAGACGGCGACACGAUCUUGGAGAUCCAAGGACAUCGUGUGGCUGGUUACACGAGAAACGACGUGCUGUCGCUACUCAACUACAGCGCACGAAACGACAGUGCCGUGUCAGUGCGAUGCGUCAGAGCAGGGCACCUUACCAAGGACUUGAGGCAGUACCUGAACACCCGCUUCCAGAAAGGUUCCAUCGACCAUGAUCUCCAGAACACCAUCAGGGACAACCUCUACCUGCGCACAGUGCCUUGCACAACACGGAGUCCCCGGGAGGGGGAAGUGAAUGGUGUGGACUACACUUUUCUGACACUAGAGGAGUUUGUUGCCCUUGAAAGAAGCGGGAGUCUUCUGGAGAGUGGAAUAUAUGAAGGCAACCACUACGGUACGCCCAAGCCGCAGGAGGAAGGCCUGCUGCUGCCCGGGGCGCACCCGUCCUCGGAAGGCAAGCGGCGCAGGAACCGCUCCAACGUGGAGGCCAUGACGGCCAAGUCCCAGGAGCCGGCCCCGUCGCCCAGCCCGACCCAGCUGCAGGGGCUGCAGGCCAACGGGGCCGGUCCUCCCCGAGAUGCCAGCCCCGGGGCCUUUGACCUGGAGCCGCUUCCCGCCUGCUGGGAAAAGGCCUACACCGAGGACGGGGAGCCCUACUUCAUCAACCACAACACGAACACAUCGCAGUGGCACGACCCGAGGUUAAGCAAGUCUCGAGUGUCGUAUGACGGGGAGUACGAGUUACCAUAUGGUUGGGAAAGGAUUGAUGAUCCACACUACGGGACAUAUUACAUAGACCACGUCAACAGGAGAACGCAGUACGAAAGCCCACUCCCUCAUCUGAAGCUGCAAACCUCACCUGGUUCACCAGGCUCCGGUGCGAGUGCAGUGCAAGGUAACGGCAGCGUCGGCGGGGGUGGCGGCUGCAUCUCUCCGGGCAGCGGCCAGCUGGCGGCGGCCAGCCCGCAAGGCUCCCAGUCAUCCCAACAGCAGUUGCUGGGCAACAGCAGUGCAUCUCAGCCCCGAGAGGCCAGCCCCAUCCCGGGUGCGUCGUCGGCCAGCCCCUCCCACCACCAUCACCACCACCAGCGGCAGCACUCCCCGACAAGCGGUGGCGCCUCCACGUCUUCCUCCGCUGUGAACAAUAACCGUGAGUGCCGUCGACCACGCACGCCCCCCUCGCGGCACUCCCCGCUGUUCCCCUGCCUGCCCUGCCUGCGAGACCAGUCCCAGACUAACACCUCCUCGCCCUCGUCCUCUGAAGAAGGGGCCACGCCCCCGACGACAGCUGCGCCGCCGCCUGGCUCCGAGAGGGUGCUGCCGCCACCAGCCGGUCCCUCGGCCGACCACCGCCAGGGAGGAGGAGGGUUGCUGAUGCAGCUGGGAGGCAGCCCCCAGCAGCCGCAACCCUCCGCCAACCACCGGCCUGCCGGCACCAUCACGACCACCCCCACCUCGGCCGCGGCCGCUGCCGCUGCACUGCGCACGCACCACCGGCCACCCCCCGCCACCCCCACCACCGCACAGGACAGUCCGUCUCCUUGCGCGGUGGCGGCCCUCCCGGCCUCAGACCAUGGCUCACACGGUCGCCUGCCUUACCUGUUUACGCGGAAUCCAGCAGAGCUUCAGGGUGACAUCAUCCAUACGUCACUCGUGAAGAGUGCCCGAGGCUUUGGCUUCACCAUCGUGGGUGCCGACGAAAACGACUCCGAGGAGUUUCUUCAGAUCAAGAGCAUUGUUCCCAACGGUCCUGCUUGGGCCGAUGGGAAGCUGCGCACUGGUGACGUGCUGGUGUACGUCAACAGCAUCUGCGUCCUGGGCUACACCCACCAAGGUGUGGUGAGCCUGUUCCAGUCCAUACCACCGGGCGAGAUGGUGCACCUGCAGGUGUGCAGAGGCUAUGCCCUGCCUUUCGACCCCGACGACCCGAACACCGAGAUUGUCACCACCAUGGCGGUCAUGUCUCCCGACGACCCCAUGGCACACCACCGACCCCGCCCUGAUGACUACCAGGACAUCUACUCAAGCAAGAGCUUGGAGGACCUGGACAGCACGGAGACGCGGACGCGGCCUGCAAAGUCUAUGCCAGACCUGAGUGGUCCGGACAGGCCACGACCACAAAGGCACAACAGUGCCGACCUGCUCAGUGUCAGCGGUGGAGGGGCCCCGGACAUCCUCGAUUUCUCUGGGCCCGCUUCCCCCGGCACAGUGGGCGCCAAGCCGCAGACACUGACUGUGGAGAUCGUCAAGGGAACUUCGGGCUUUGGCUUCACAAUUGCAGACAGUGCCUAUGGCCAGAAGGUGAAGAAGAUUCUGGACGAGCCGCGCUGCCGGGGCUUGCAGGAAGGGGACCUGCUGGUGGAGAUUGAGGGUCGGGAUGUGCGAGGCCGCCCCCACACGGAGGUGGUGCAGGCGCUCAAGGACUGCCCCGUCGGGCAGGCGGCACGCAUCACUCUGCACCGAGGCGGCUUGCGGCCAGCGCCUUCCUCGCCGGCUAAAGUCAAGGCUCGUGCUGCCAAGGUUCGUCCCUCGGAGGACUUCCUCUCGAAAGGAUCCAACUCGACCUUCUCACAUUUCGCCCUCAAAAGUUACCACUCAGACGGUUAUGUACCAGCAUUCCAAGGCCCAUACCGGAGCAAAACGCCAACUGCCGAGCUGUACAGCACACGCGAGAAGGAAACCGUGGUGGUGAGCCGUCCCAAGACCCCAUUGGUGGACACCCGGCAUUGGACGUCGCCGUCCACUGACACCUCGGGCAACACUAGCGCCAGGCUGGAACAGCAGACGUCUGCUCCAAGUAUGGACGACACACCGGUGGCCGGUGCAUCGUCAGGCAGCUCUAGUCCGGCCAAACCACCCAGGACAGGCCAGUAUGGGGCCUGGUACUUUGAACCAGCAUCCCGCCAGCCGGAGUGGGCCGGUCAGAACUUCCGGGACACAACGAUCCGGCCUGGAAAUCCGAGCCAGCAGCAGCCGCAGGCACUGUCCCAGCAACAGCAGCAGCAGCAGCAGUCGCCCCGGUGGUACUCUUCUGCACAAGCUGACUAUGGCACCACGUCUGUCUAUGGUGCCAAGGCAAACAGUCCUGCGUCGCAGCUGAGUAGUCCAAUCGUCGAGGAGCGACCGGCACUGUUGACGCCGACACAGAAGGACUGGCCGGGCCUGCCGGCUACAGACGGCCUCCCGCAAGGCAGGGGUUGGAGCUACAGCUCUCCCGACUAUGGCUACACGAGAUUGCCCAGCCACCAGUCGCCGGGGCUGCGGUCUCCACUGUCCUCGCUUACGCAGCAGCUGAACAACAGUCACGUGAGCGGCGGCAGCCCCUACUACGGCCUCUAUGGUUCUUCGGCACUGGAAUCGCCAAGCUUUGCACAGGAUGGUCUGUCGGGCCGCAAGCACUCGACCUCCUUCGAGCACGAGCAGCCUGUAACGUCAGCAACGAUGCGUCUGGGAGCCGACACCCAUGCGUCUGACGCAGUAGACCUGGUGGUGACGCUUCAUCGGCAGGAAAGCGGGUUUGGCUUCCGCAUUGUGGGAGGCACAGAGGAGGGUUCUCAGCCUGUGCGCUUGCUGCGUGCGCAGGUCUCCAUUGGUCACAUAGUGCCUGGUGGAGCUGCUGACCUGGACGGACGGCUGAUGACGGGCGACGAGAUAGUCUUUGUGGACGGCCAGAACGUCCUGCAUGCGUCUCACCACCACGUGGUCCAGCUCAUGGGGGCCGCUUCUCUGAAUGGAUGCGUCACGCUGGGCCUCAGGCGGAAAGCGCGCUCAUUGGUGGACUCUCCUCAUCGGUUAAACAACUGCGAAGUCACGUAUCCCUACAACGUGACUGUAAUGCGUCAUGAGAACGAAGGCUUUGGCUUUGUCAUCAUCUCAUCAGUUGGGAAGGCGGGAUCCACAAUAGGCCGCAUCAUUGAGAACAGCCCCGCGGAACGCUGUGGUCAGCUGCACGUGGGCGAUCGAAUCUUGGCUGUCAAUGGGGUCAGCAUCCUAGACAUGCACCAUGGCGAAAUUGUCAACCUCAUCAAAGUGUCUGGGCUGACUGUCGUCCUCACCAUAGGACCACCCUUAGAUGACACUUCAAGCAAUGCAUCUGUCUCACAAAGGGGCGAGGAGGUGGGGGGCACCCGUGGUCCAGAGCCCCCUGGGGGCAGCGGCGGCGGGGCUCCCAUCGACGGCGCUGGGGGGGAGUACCACAGCGUGGAGCUGCAGCGGGGGGUGCGGGGCUUUGGAUUCAGCAUCAGGGGGGGCCGGGAGUUUCACAGCAUGCCCCUUUUCGUGCUGAGGAUCGCCGACCAGGGCCCGGCCCAGCUCUCAGGAAAGCUGCAGGUUGGGGACCAGAUCCUGGAAGUGAACGGCAUCAACACGAAAAACAUGACGCAUGCCGAUGCCAUCAACAUCAUCCGACAAGGGGGCAACACUGUACGGCUCCUGGUCAAGCGGACACGCAAGGUGCCGUCGCCACUUGUUGUGGAGAGCCCACCAUCCCUGCUACACCCUGGUAUGUCUGGCCUCCUGAACGGCCCCCUGAGCCAGAGCUCACCUCGGAGUUCAAGCCAGGUGAACUCGCCUCCCCAGCAGAAGGACUGGUACAACUGGAACAUGGACACGUGAUCAAGGGGGACCAGGGGAGCCUGCCUCCCCAUGCGUGCAGGGUUCACGGCGGCCCUCGGGCCGCCACGGUUGGCCUGGAUGCCUGCCACUGUGUAAAGAGUCAAUAAGCUAUGACAAUUUUUUUCUGGAUGUCUUUCUUCACAUUUGCUGUCCACUCUUUCAAAUAGUGUAGAUUAUUUUUUAGCAUAGGCAGCUCUCGGGAGGUGACGACAGCUGGAAGGGCAGCACAAGUGGACUGAGCUGUGUUCUCAGGAGGACUGUUUUUCUUCUGUGUAUUGUGCACCGAGCAGAGCGCCAUUUUUUUGGCUAGACUCUCUGCAUUGUGUGCGUUUGUGUGUGUUUGUGUGUGUGUGUGUAUGCCAAGCCACACAGAGUACCACAUCCACCCUGCAGUUUGAAUGUGCAUGCACAGUCAUGUUGAACAUGGCACUUCUGCAACAGGCUUCAACGCUGCACGUGGGUUCAGCAUCUGGUGCACACACACGAGCUCAGCAGCAUCGCCAACGUUCGGAGUGAAAUUCAACAAAUGCAGCCUCUGCUUCCUCCCUUUCCCCGCCAUUUUUUUAUGCUGUUGCAUCGAGUAACCUAACGCAAGUUGAAUGCAAGUGCACAAGUUAUAAAGUGUGCUUGCAUUCUUUGUUCCGCGUUGGCUCUUCGUCAUUUAUAUUGUUGCACGCCCGUCAUCUGCACCCGUUUGUCGUAACUAUGAUUGUACAUAAACCAGUUUAAUGCAUCAAACUCGCACCUGUUGUUGACUAAGAAUGUCCUUUGUAACUUUCUCUUAAAUGACUACACUCCCUUCCUCCUCUUGCAGGGUAACGGUUACGGCUGGAGCUCGCUUGCUCAACCUGACCUCUCUGCAUUUUCUUCAAAAGAAAAAAAAAAAACUAUUGUUACACUUAUUCACAAAUAUAUCAGAUAUGACUGGGGAGGGCUGUCCGUGUACUGGCGCACUCCUAUUGCCGAAGGGGUUGGCCAAGACUACUGUUAGUAAAUGCACUGUCGGUUUUUAAUUUUCAAGGUUUGCCUUUAGGGAGUGUUUUAGUAAUCACUACCAUUUUGGCUGUAAUAUUGAUUGCAUUUUAGUAUUUAUAACCUCACAACUUCUUGGCACAGGUGGUACUAAUGUGCAGGGCUGGUGGAACAGGGCAAGCUGCUGAAGAUGGCUGUAGUACCCCUAAAAGCCACAGUGGCAUACUGUUCAAUCAAAUUCGUCAUCCUUCAUAAUGGCAUUUUUGUGUUUUGUCAGAACGAGCCCUUGUUUUGCUGUCAUGUGCUAGUCUUGUAAUGUUCUGGCCAUGAUAGUGAAAGCGAAGGCUCACUUGCUGCUGCAGCUGGGUGGAGUCAAGUCAUGGCAAUUGAUGUUUCCAAUUGUGGCCGAUAGAAAUGCAUUUAAUUUGAUCUUAUUUUUCUUUAAUCAUCGCCACUGUGGCCGCCCAAUACCGAUGAUAAGAACGACCCAGUGGUACUCGAGCCAACAGCAGACGACGAACAGAUUCUGAUAAGAAUAGAGCAUGAGUAGAAAGCUUUGCACAUUCACGGCUUGGAAUUCUGGGCACUUGUUUUGUAGGUAGCAAACGUGGGCAGAGUGCUUGAAAUUGUUGUUAGCUUCAUUGAAGACGUUGCGAAGCAUUAAGUUGAACACAAGUUUGCAUUAACUAUUUCUAUUGUUGCGGCAUUGACAUGCCUAACUUUCAUCUUACUUUUUGUAAAUGGCAUUUGCGAUCGUUAGGUGCUUUUAGAAGAAAGGUGCUUUAGCCAACAGGUAGCUACUGGAUGUGUUUUCGUUUAGGUGCAAUUUGUGCCUCCACAGUUAGUUAGCAUUCUUGAUGGGUCCUCGUUUGCCAUUUCGGCUUCAUUGCCGAACUUUUCCCUCCAAGAGAAGCAUUCGCUUGGUUCAGAAUCACAUUGAGUGGCUUAGUGUGAAAGGACGGUAAGGAAGAACAGUUAUUGAAUCAAAUAACAUGUGCUAGUUAAUGAGUUUUGACACUACCUGCACUGUCGCUUUGCUUGAUUUUGCGGAAUGUUCCACAGAGCAAUACCACAUUAAGCGAUCGGUACAAGAUGUGUCCUAGAAAAUGAACCGAUCUGUCUUUGACAGAAAUUGAGGUAUUGCGUGAUUCGGAGCAAAACGCCAGUUGUGCCUGCAUGUAAUGCAAGAGUUCAACCCUUGCAUGGCAGAAGUGUCAGUGUGUCAAUUCGCUGUGAAAAUGUUAAGUCGUGCACAUACGAAAGUGGCUGUUGCACUGUGCACACAAUUGUAGAGUCUGUGCAUAGUUUGUUCUUGUCACUCUGAUCGUUGCAGCUUUGAUCACGAUUGCGUACAGAGGCUUGCACGCACUGCACUAUGUGGAGAUUGCCUUCGAGUUGAUUUAGAUGGCAUGAUGGCGACGUCAGUUUGACAAGUUUUUGCCAUCAGCAUAAAUUGAAACACGAAAUAGCUGAUAACAAUGGCUGUUGCACAUCAUUACGUGGAAGUCCAACGUGUAAUCACUCUGCAGCCGGUUUCUGAGCAUCAGUUAGUGCCAAGGGUGCGUUUUGGGAGUCCAAAUUGAGCCAUUGUUAUAGAUGCGAGUGAAACUGGAAACGGAACAACGUGAUGGAGCAGUUUCAGAAUUAUUUGCAUUUGAAUUUGUGCUCAUAGUAGGCACCUCGUACACACUUGAACGGAUUCCUUUUACUUAUUUUUAUUUUCAGGACAAAGAUAAAUUUGGAGUAGUGAAAGCUAUGGCCAUACAUACUUCUGAUUUUUUCUAGAUUAUGUACAGGUAAGGUCAGUGAAAUGUCACAAAUACUACAGUAUUUUCAUGUAGUAUUUUAGCUGAAUAUGUGCACUGAAUGUUUCCUAUAGUAGUUGCCAUAUUUAACCUUUGCUUACCUUUUAAUUCAAUGUGAGAUUGCUUAUUCUAUAAUAAAAUUAACUGGCCAUAAUUACAUACUUGGAAAAUCUAUUACAGCACAAUGGAUUAGAGCAGAAAUCGCAAACUUGCAUCGGCUUACGACGACUCCACUCAUGUAUUUUGCACUCUAGAAUUGUAUGAAUGCAAGCUUUAGCUUAUCAGAAUUUAUAUUUAGUGCCUCUUUAAAAGCACGGGUAGCCCUGGCUUUGCACCUUCUACAUAUCCUCAUGGUGCUUAACCAUGCCUAGUUUGCUGUAGUACACCCACACUGACCUUUAACAUGAGGUUGUUUUACAAGGCAGAGGACUGUUUCUGUUGUUCAUGUAAAAUCGACAAAGCUAUUGUCUACCUGGACUGGAAUUGCAGAUUUUAACACACACCUGUUUUUAACUCUCAUGUAUUUAUCCACCAUAAUGGAAGAGGAACAAAACAUCUUUCAUGUCUUGUUUAGAAAUUUUCCUUGCUUAUUUAUAAGAACUUGCCAUUAUUUUCACACCCGCUUUACUUCGCACAAUCUUUAUUUUAGCUUCUCACAUCAAGUGGUAGCGUGUGAAUUCAUCAAUCAAAUCUCAUUCAGUUAAACAGCACUCUUCUUGAGAUCGUGCUUGUGAAAACUUGUCAGGGUUGCUCUAUGAACCAUUCCAAUCUUGUCAUUAUUUCUUUCUUCAUUGCUUUUCCAAAAAAGGACAUGAAGAAACAUGAAAAAAGACACACCGUCAUGUUCAUGUUCCUGUCCGUCUUUACGCGCUAGUGCAAUGUCCCCUUCUCCAGAAAAAGCAGAUAUUGCUUAUAAAUUGUUCACCAUUGCCACUGUUCACAUCUUUUUGCAUUAAUUAAAUGUGUUGAGCAGAUGAGGCAAGGCCCAUGUACAUAUAUGUGACAUUUUACAUUGGCUCUGGGCCGAGUAGAUAUAGGUGUGAUCUGUCCCAUCUUCUAUUGUUGUAUUAAAAGAUACUUUUGCUCUCAUACAUUUAAAAAAAGUGGUCUCUGUUAUGGUGUAAAAACUAAUCUGAAGGGUAAGAUAAGAUAUAUAUAGGAUGUGUGCAAGUAAAACAUACAAAAUGCAACAAGCACAUUCCAACCUUUGACAAGUCUUAACGGAGCAGCUUUUAAGGUUUUCAAUUAAGCAGUGCUCAAACAAUCAUCUUCCCUUGCAGCUUUGGUAUAGGGGCUGUGCUCUCAAUUGGUCACUUCGGCGAUUCUUUCACUUUUAUGUGAGGAUAUAACGUACCGCUACUAAAUUCCUUAAAAAUGAACAUUCUGUUCACAUUUGAACAGACAGCGUAUCACGGACAGCAGAACACCACUUUGUUGCAUUACCUCUCUAAGAAAGAUGUUUCAAGUGUUUGUCUUCAGACAGGCAGCUAUAAGGUUCAAGGAAAGAUCGUUCAAGUGAGAGAGCCAACUACGAGAUCCUUGGCAGGGGAUUCCCCGCUGCACCCUACAACCAUUCCUCGCCCCGUCUCCUAAAAAGCGGCACGUCGGAAGGAAAGGGAUCAGUUGAAAGUACUGCUCCAGUUUAGGCAGUAAGCCAUUAAAUCAUUUACCCUUUUAUUAAUUAUAUUUUUUUUCUGUAUGCCAUUUUCUCAAGUCUCUUUGACUGAAAUUUUAAUUUUCCAUUCGUGUAGCACGAGCACAAUGUUAUAGGUGUUAUUGUGCGGUGAUCUUAAAGCUUAUGGUGUGGUGUGGAUGCCAAAAUGAACCUGUGCCGUUGGCUUUGAGCAUUAUAUUAACGAAGGAGAUGGUAACUGAAGGGGUGCAGUAUUCGUGGCUUUACUGCCAGAAGAGCUUGGGAGCUUUGAAUGAAACCAGAUCUUUACAUAAUACAAGCACCUCCCCCACCCCCUCCCUCACCCCCUCCCUAAGGUUUACAGAAUCUUCCAUUGCUGGUUAGAGUAGCAUGGCAUUAGCUACUGCUUUCUGCUUGAAAAGCGCAGUAGUGACUGAGAUAGAAAAAUGUUUUUGACAAGUGCCUCCUGUGCAUUCCUGCACAGAAACCAUGUUUCUGCCAAAAUUAGCAGCUUGUUUGUCCUAGAUGUAAUAUAAGGAAAGCAGCCAAGAAAGGAUUAAAAUAUAAAGCAAGCUUUCGGGUGAAUGUUCUCAAGCAUAUAUUUUUCCCCCCACCUGAUCUUGUUGUUCCUGAAGAAUCUACACGCAUUUUUUUUUCUCUUUUUGCCAAGUUUUAUCGCUGUAUUAUCGGUGCUACAAGGAUCCCGAACUGGUAUUUGUUCUUUGGGAUUUUUCGCACCUCUCUCUCUCUUUCUCUUGUUCUCGUGUACCUUUUUGUACAAGCCUUUAGUGUGUCUGAGAGAGAACUGUGUAAAUUUAGCUAGUAAAUACAAAAAGUGUUAUUAUCGCCGUCUAUUGUAGGCAAGAAAAGAACUAUUAGAAGUGUAAAAUGAAAAGGAGAUUGGUGUUUUUGUGCAGUGAGCAUUUUUUGGCGCACGAGAAGGGUUAGAGAGAUUGGCCGCAGACUUUUUUUUUUCGGUUGGUGCGGCUCUUCUCCGUUUGACAGUGUGCCAUCUAUGACAAGUCUGGAAAUAAAUUUUAUCUGCAGAGA